Molecule: messenger RNA, 771 nt
Organism: Clonostachys solani
Lineage: Eukaryota; Fungi; Ascomycota; Sordariomycetes; Hypocreales; Bionectriaceae
Source: the annotation of a GenBank genome assembly
AUGGAAUCCCAUAACUUAGCUGGCGUGGGGGAUAGUUCUCCAGCAAGAAGCGAAGCACCCGAUAUCAGCCUGCUGGCCCUGAAUGCUACUGGUGAGCAGAGAUAUCUGGGACCAUCCAGCGGAGCUUUCUUCGCAAGUUAUGCCACAGCACUAUUACAAUCAUGCGAGCCUGUACUGCCAGCUGCUCUCCGCCCUCGUAGGGUAGGAGGCCCAAAUCAGGCCCAGGCACAUUUCAUAGAUGACCGGCUACCUCUCCAACCGGAUAUCAUCGCCUUGCUUCAAAAGUCCUAUGAGAUGUGGGUGCAGCCUCUAUAUCCUUUAUUGAGUCACGAGGCUCUUGCUAGUCUUGCAGACCGAUGCGGUAAACUGCAAAAUGCACCCCUCUCGGAGUUGGUGCAGAGCCCAGAGAGCUGUAGCGAGAUGACUGUGUUUUAUUUGGCCAUGGCUCUAGGAGCGGCCAACCAUAUGAGCACUUGCAAGCAGCUCGGAGCGAAUCAAGCUAGAGGAGGCUUCCAGGAUACUUCUCUAUCAGUGCCCUCCUCGACUCAGCUCUACGCCAUGGCAUUGCAAUACUUUAGUACUCUAGGAAAAGAGUUCCACUCCAGCCCCAUGUUCAUUCAAAUACUACUUCUUGUUUGUAUUUAUAGCUCAUAUGGUCCGAUCGAGUCCAGCCAGUGGCCGAUGGCUGGCUUAGCGAUGCGAGUGAGUGGCGUAUCUUCACCUUCGAAUCACAAGCAUGGAACCAAAGCUAACGUAACAGACGGCCAUUGA